CCGCGGUUGGACGCGGCGCUCGGUUGCCGGGCGGGGGAGGGCUUGUCCGGUUUCUCUCAGGGGACGUUCAAAUUAUUUUUGUAACGGGAGUCGGGAGAGGACGGGGCGUGCCCCGAAGUGCGCGCGUCCUCCUUCCCCGGCUCUUCGCCACCACUCACUGGCUCCUACCCUGGGGGGGGAGUCAUGCCGCCCAAAACCCCCCGGAGAGCAGCAGCCGCAGCCGCCGCUGCCGCCGCCGCCGCCGAACCCCCGGCGCCGCCGCCGCCCCCUCCUGAAGAGGACCCCGAGCAGGACAGCGGCCCCGAGGACUUGCCUCUGCCCAGGCUUGUAUUUGAAGAAACUGAAGAACCUGAUUUUAUUGCAUUAUGUCAGAAAUUAAAGAUACCAGAUCAUGUCAGAGAAAGAGCUUGGUUUACUUGGGAAAAAGUUUCAUCUGUGGAUGGAGUGUUGGAAGGUUAUAGUCAAAGGAAAAAGGAACUAUGGGGAAUCUGUAUCUUUAUUGCAGCAGUUGACCUAGAUGAGAUGCCAUUCACCUUUACUGAGCUACAGAAAAACAUAGAAACCAGUGUCUACAAAUUCUUUGAUUUACUAAAAGAAGUUGAUACGAGUACCAAAGUUGAUAAUGCUAUGUCAAGACUGUUGAAGAAGUAUAAGGUAUUGUGUGCACUCUACAGCAAAUUGGAAAGGACAUGUGAACAUAUAUAUUUGACACAACCUGGCAGUUUGCUAUCUACUGAAAUAAACUCUCUGUUGGUGCUAAAAGCUUCUUGGAUCACAUUUUUACUAGCUAAAGGGGAAGUGUUACAAAUGGAAGAUGAUCUUGUCAUCUCAUUUCAGUUAAUGCUCUGUGUCCUUGAUUAUUUUAUUAAACUCUCACCUCCUGCGUUGCUUAAAGAACCAUAUAAAACAGCUGUAAUACCUUUUAAUGGUUCACCUCGAACACCAAGGCGAGGUCAGAACAGGAGUGCACGGAUAGCAAAACAACUAGAAAAUGAUACAAGAAUUAUUGAAGUUCUCUGUAAAGAACAUGAAUGUAAUAUAGAUGAGGUGAAAAAUGUUUAUUUCAAAAAUUUCAUACCUUUUAUGAAUUCUCUUGGAAUUGUAGCUUCUAAUGGACUUCCAGAGGUGGAAAGUCUCUCUAAACAAUAUGAAGAAAUUUACCUUAAAAACAAAGAUCUUGAUGCAAGAUUAUUUCUGGAUCAUGAUAAAACUCUUCAGGCUGAUCCUAUAGACAGUUUUGAAAUGCAGAGAACACCACGAAAAAGUAACUCUGAUGAAGAGGUGAAUACGAUGCUUCCGCAGACUCCAGUUAGGACCGUUAUGAAUACUAUUCAACAGUUAAUGAUGAUCUUAAAUUCAGCAAGUGAUCAACCAUCAGAAAAUCUGAUUUCCUAUUUUAAUAACUGCACAGUGAAUCCAAAGGAAAGUAUUCUGAAAAGAGUGAAGGAUAUUGGAUGCAUCUUUAAAGAGAAAUUUGCUAAAGCUGUGGGACAGGGAUGUAUGGAAAUUGGAUCACAGAGAUACAAACUUGGAGUCCGAUUAUAUUACCGAGUAAUGGAAUCUAUGCUUAAAUCAGAAGAAGAACGAUUAUCCAUUCAAAAUUUUAGUAAACUCCUGAAUGACAACAUCUUUCAUAUGUCUUUGUUGGCAUGCGCUCUUGAGGUUGUAAUGGCUACAUAUAGCAGAAGUACAUCUCAGAAUCUUGAUACUGGAACAGAUUUGUCCUUCCCAUGGAUUCUGAAUGUACUUAAUUUAAAAGCCUUUGAUUUUUACAAAGUGAUUGAAAGUUUUAUCAAAGCAGAAGCCAACUUGACCAGAGAAAUGAUAAAACAUUUAGAGCGAUGUGAACAUCGAAUCAUGGAAUCCCUUGCAUGGCUCUCUGAUUCACCUUUAUUUGAUCUUAUUAAACAAGCAAAGGACCGAGAAGGACCAGCUGAUCACCUUGAAUCUGCUUGUACUCUCAGCCUUCCUCUCCAGAGUAAUCACACUGCAGCAGAUAUGUAUCUUUCUCCAAUCAGAUCCCCAAAGAAAAAAGGAACUACACGUGUAAAUUCUACUGCAAACACAGAGGCACAAGCAACCUCAGCCUUCCAGACUCAGAAGCCAUUGAAAUCUACCUCCCUUUCACUUUUUUACAAAAAAGUGUACCGACUGGCCUAUCUUCGACUAAAUACCCUGUGUGCACGCCUUCUGUCUGACCACCCCGAACUGGAACACAUCAUCUGGACCCUUUUUCAGCACACACUGCAAAAUGAGUAUGAACUCAUGAGAGACAGGCAUUUGGAUCAGAUUAUGAUGUGUUCCAUGUAUGGCAUUUGCAAAGUGAAGAAUAUAGACCUUAAAUUCAAAAUCAUUGUAACAGCAUACAAGGAUCUUCCUCAUGCUGUUCAGGAGACAUUCAAACGAGUUUUGAUCAGAGAAGAGGAGUAUGAUUCCAUUAUAGUAUUCUAUAACUCAGUCUUCAUGCAGAGACUUAAAACAAAUAUUUUGCAGUAUGCUUCUACCAGGCCCCCAACUUUGUCACCAAUACCUCACAUUCCUCGAAGUCCUUACAAGUUUUCUAGUUCACCUUUACGAAUUCCUGGGGGAAACAUCUAUAUAUCACCCCUGAAGAAUCCAUAUAAAAUUUCAGAAGGUGUGCCAACACCAACAAAAAUGACUCCAAGAUCGAGAAUCUUAGUAUCAAUUGGUGAAUCAUUUGGGACUUCUGAGAAGUUCCAGAAAAUAAAUCAGAUGGUGUGUAACAGUGACCGUGUGCUCAAAAGAAGUGCUGAAGGAGGCAACCCUCCUAAACCGCUGAAAAAACUACGCUUUGAUAUUGAAGGAUCAGAUGAAGCAGACGGAAGUAAACAUCUCCCAGGGGAAUCCAAAUUUCAACAGAAACUGGCAGAAAUGAUUUUCCCAGCCCAUCUGUUGUAAUAAUAGCAUGGGGAAGGCUAAUAAGACCAAAAAACAGACAAGACUAUAUAGUUUUUGUUGUUUGCUUUUCAUUAUCACUGGUCAGGAAUCCUGCCUCUAAAUAAAAAUCAACAAGUCUGGUCCAUAAUGACUGGCAAUUUUUCAGGUCUCAGCUGAAAAAUGACUCAGGUCAGUACAUUAACCUUUACUUUUAAAAAGCUUUAAAUGAUAUCUUCACAAACCUCUGUUCGCAAAUGACCAUAUUCUUGUAAAAUCUUAACCUUUCUCUGUGUAAGGUGUAUUGGAAUUAUGCUGGAAGCACUAACUCACUGAACUUCUUGUGUGAGCAGAGAGGAAACAGAACAUAGGGAAAGAAAAUCUAAGAUUAACUUCUGUAAAAUGAAGGAUCCAUUAAUUUAUGAUGUAGUGUCGUUAUAGAAAAUGUCCCUUUCCCCUCACAUAUCCCUAACUGAACAGCAAGGUUUCUGGGGCUCUACACUCAUCUGUUAGAAAUAAAGGAAAGAAAGUGUUAUCCUCUGUAUAGGAGUGUUGAUGGCAAGCCUAUCCUCCAGGAUGAGAGAGAAAGCUCUGUUUUUUUCAGAGAUGUAUCCAUGGGACUCAUCCGUCAUCUCUCAAACUGGUCUAUGAGCCCCUUCUUGUUUGGAAUCCCAGAUUUUAAGGGUUAAACGGUGAUUCUCAUACUUGGCUCAAUAUCAGGAUUACUUGGGAAACUUCAAAUAUACUGAAUUAGAAUCUUUGGUAAAAGUUCCAUAGAUUGUUCUGUUGUACAAAGAGAUAAGAACUGAGAGAUAUAGCAGCACAAACCUACACAUAACAGAGCUUAGAAAAUCUGGGUAAAAAUCCAUGCAGCCCUUCUUAAUAACUUGUACCGUGGCAGCAUGGGCUACUGACCCAUUGUGGAGUUUGGUAAAAGGCAGGCCAUUUUUUCAUACCUCAGUAAACUCAUCUGUUCCCUUUGAGUGUUCCAGUUUUUACAUGAAAUGACUUCAUAUAAGAAAGAAGCUUAAGACCCUGUCAGAAAUAGGCAAGAAAGGAAGAGAAGGUUUCGGAAGACCUUGUGAAGAUGUAAAGGCAUUGGUCCGUUCCAGCUAGCAUUGGAAGGUGAGGAGGAGAAGUCAGCAAUGCAGGCUGCGGUUGUCUAAAUGCCUAAACUGACAGCUGUGGAUAAUAACCAGGUGUGAAUGUUUCUUUGAUAGAUAAAACAGCAAAUCUAACAAACAAUGAAAACAAAUGGUAUAUAUGGCUAACUUCAAAUAACAAAUAACUGAAUAAGACUAUAUAAUUCCCAAAACAGGAUUCUGAUUAAGAACUAGAGGUCAAGGCCACUUUGCCUCUACCAGAUAAGGUCUGCAAAAACAGAUAAGCCAAGAGAAACUAAGGAUUAAAAAGUGACCUCACCAAUAAAGAGUAGUCAGAGGCAAUAAUAUGAACAGUAAUUAUGUUGUUUAUAUGCCAUUUAUGUUUUAGGGUGGGCUUUGCUAUGAUAGGUUAUCUGAGUAACUACUUCCAAAAAUAAGCUUAAUCAAAUGGAUUUGUAUAAAUGUAAGAGAUAUAAAGUUGAUACAAUUUUGCUGCUUAUUAGGGAUUAAAAAAAACACAAUUGUUCUAUUAUCUACAAAUAAGCACUUUAUUAUCAAAUAGUUCAGCAUCAGAACAAGGUUUCUAAUUCCAAAAGAGUUUUCUUUACAUAAUAUCAUAUUGUGAAAUACAUACCAUAUUGUGAAACCCAUGUUAGAGGAAUCUGACACUACAGCCUACAUCCCGUUCCAGUUUUUCUUUUGCAGUUGGGUAACUUGUUUUGACCGAAAAAGUAUAAAUUUAUCUCAUUCUUCUUAAUGCUGUCCAUGAAAUGUAAGUAUGAGUUCCUUUUCAGCUAGUACUUUAUAAUUAUUCUGUGCCAGGUUAAGAGAACUGUUUUACAGUGACAUAAAACUCCACUACAAGAAAAACACAUAAUCAUUUUUACAUACACAGGCAAAUCUCUCAACACAAAAAGAAAAGA
Messenger RNA from Lynx canadensis (Canada lynx), 4921 nucleotides. It is a transcript of the gene RB1, whose product is annotated as RB transcriptional corepressor 1. The transcript is spliced from 27 exons. The coding region runs from base 184 to 2919 and encodes 911 amino acids. Gene Ontology annotation, molecular function: RNA polymerase II transcription regulatory region sequence-specific DNA binding. Gene Ontology annotation, biological process: regulation of transcription by RNA polymerase II; negative regulation of G1/S transition of mitotic cell cycle; neuron projection development. The record is from RefSeq and is a predicted model, not a curated record. Gene Ontology annotation, cellular component: chromatin; nucleus; Rb-E2F complex. Lineage: Eukaryota; Metazoa; Chordata; Mammalia; Carnivora; Felidae.